Molecule: messenger RNA, 1445 nt
Organism: Hylaeus anthracinus
Lineage: Eukaryota; Metazoa; Arthropoda; Insecta; Hymenoptera; Colletidae
Product: U-scoloptoxin(01)-Er1a
Exons: 6
Coding region: 312-686 (124 amino acids)
Cellular component (GO): extracellular region
Molecular function (GO): chitin binding
Source: RefSeq, a predicted model, not a curated record
CGCCGCGCCGCGCCGCGUCGGGUCGAUUGUACGCUGCGUGCUCAUAAGAUGCGAAUAAGAAUCGAGGUAGAAUCGAAUUAAAAUAAUUGGACAAUCGACGGACGCGCAGGAAAAUCGAUAAGGAACGCCAGCGAAAAGUUCCGAAAGACUGCCAGAGGAUCCAUCGAUCAUCGCGAGAUGCGGAGGUCCAGAGGAACAGAGGACAGGUGGAGAGUGCGUUGUGCGAUCGAGGAACAAGGAUCAACCAGAGAUAAAUGAACACCACGCGGAAGGAUACUGCGGAUUAAGGUGUUUGGAUCUUGUAUGAUAAGAUGAUUUCGCGGUACCACAUUCUGUGCGCGAUCCUGCUCUACGGCGCGGUUUUGUUGUACCAAGCGAUGGCGCAAGUAGACGGUUACACGCCUGGCGUGGAUUACCCGAUCUACGACUCCGUACCUUUCGGCCUGACAUUUACCUGCGGAGGCAAGUUACCUGGCUACUAUGCCGAUCCUGAAGCCAGAUGUCAGGUUUGGCACUGGUGCUUACCAAAUGGACGCAUGUUCAGCUUCCUUUGUCCAAACGGCACCGUCUUUAGCCAGUCAGCACGCGUCUGUGAUUGGUGGUUCAAGGUGGAUUGCAACGACUCGCCGAGAUUGUACGGUAUCAACGACGACCUCUACAGAGACGUGAACGGGAACAAGAUCUAACUCGAACUGUAUCCCCUGUGAAACAUGAUCGUAAGCGUCGACGAAGACCGUUUCUGUGCAGUCUCUUCACGGCGAGAGAGCAACUCUUAACGGAAGCGAGAUUCGUCCAUCGAGUUCCUAGCUUGCCGGCGGAGAAUCGGCCAACGAACAAGGCACUGUUGUACUCUCAGACGCUAAAUUCUGACUGUUGCGAGGCUGUUCGAACAUUGUAGAUACACUUUCCAAACGAACUUGACCGCACGUGCUCUGUAACGUUUCCACUAGAAUCGCUGAAAAAUCUUAUCGCACCGUUUCGCUCCGACGGACGAUCCAGGAUACCAUACUUAAUCGCCUUAUAAUGAAAAUCGAUCACUUCAAUAAAAACAAACAACUGAUGCAUUAAUUUUUCUCCUGUGUGAACCGAGCGAACGGAAGCCACACUCUGAUCGCGUCGAUUUAACCGAGAAAUGCCUUUUUCAUUUUCCAACUGCGCAGCGUGAAACGAGCGAGAACAGUUUUAGUGGUUCCAUCGACGAGGUAAAUGGAGCCUCGAUCGCGUAACGAACAGUCGAAAUCGCUACGAAUGAUUUCUUGGCAUGAUCGGACAAUAGAAAGUGAGCAGUCCUCGCGAGCGGCCAGUUCGACUCGUACCUUUUCCUCGUCGAACGUCGCGUCGCUGUCGCCGUCGCCGUCGAUGCUACACUUUUCUGUUUACGCUUUACAUGCACAUCCAGUCGUCUGUACACCAUUUAGGCCAGUCUACGGAGAUCCGAAAAUAAU